This is a messenger RNA of Dendroctonus ponderosae (mountain pine beetle), 1666 nucleotides long. RefSeq names its product WW domain-containing adapter protein with coiled-coil homolog. Lineage: Eukaryota; Metazoa; Arthropoda; Insecta; Coleoptera; Curculionidae. The record is from RefSeq and is a predicted model, not a curated record. Gene Ontology annotation, cellular component: nucleus. Gene Ontology annotation, biological process: positive regulation of TORC1 signaling; regulation of autophagy. Bases 861 to 1397 code for a protein of 178 amino acids. Gene Ontology annotation, molecular function: chromatin binding; RNA polymerase II complex binding. The transcript is spliced from 5 exons.
CGUCAACUUGACAGCGAGUUUAUUUACAGAGUUCGUGAGUAAAUUGAGGAAAUAUCGAGCGAUCUGGCACGAAACGGGGUGUUGUGGGGGAAUUGAACGCGGCGCGUUGGUAUAAGUGCGGAUCUUACGUCAACCAAUGAGAAGAUAGAAGAAAUUUAGGAGCAUUUACCUUCAGCUGAAAAUUGUUCCCUUAUGUGACAUGGCGUCUGAUUGGAAAGUCAGUUUCUAGGCGGUUGAAGACACUGUUGCGCCCCCGAUUUUAUGAACGCAAACUGCGCCAGGGCUUGUCGAAAAAGCCGCCAACAUUUCCCAGCCUAUCGCAUUGAUGGUAAUGCAUGCAAGGAAAACACAACGGAUGAGCGAUGGGUACUUCGAGAAGCACCCGACCCAUCCCUAUCAGGUAAAUAUACGUUGUUGGGCCCAGCCCUGGGCCUGCUCGUCUGGGGGCGGUGUCAUCUAGUUGGGGGGCUCAGUUACUGUCUCAAACAUCACUCCCAGCUUUUAAGGGAACGAUUCUAUUAGUUUCCUUCAAUUGUCCCGUUUCAGCCUUAGAGGCGGGUCUCGCACCGAAUCAGACUCAAUUCCCCAUCAACAAUGCCCAGUUUCGGCCCCAAAAACACCGUUUCACUGCCACUUCGAUUCGAUUUAAAUGCCACAAAUAAACAUGGCUGACGUAGAAAAGUUAACCUACAUUUUCCUUGUCUGCCAAGAUGUUUGUUUUUCUUUUUCAUUGGCGCCCCUUUAGUACAGUCCGUGUUUGAGGCGACAAAACGAUCAAAGCCCUUCAAUUGGCGCCCCAAAUCGUCCCCUCGGCCCGCUGUACGUUUUAUUGAUUUUCUUUUGUGUAUCUUGAAAAACUGAUGAAGAAACAAUCCUUUGGUUUGUUGACUGGGCCAAAUUCAAAGUAUGCAACUUCAAAGAGUUACGGGUCGAGCAAUGAGCGCUACGAGAAGUUUCGCGACUCGCCGAAUGGCACCUACCGAUCAGACAGCCCGGAAUCACAAUCACCUAGGGAUAGAGACCGUUCUUAUCAAUCCAAGAGCUACUUGCAGAAAAUGCGCGAAAAGGAGAGAGAGAACAGAGACUACAAGAUGUCGCGGGACAAGUACUCUGACUUGGCCAGGUCGCCGAAAGACAAGCGGACUAGGGAUUCGGACCACAGGACCAAUAGCGAUCGAGGAGGCGACGAUAAGAGCAUUUUGCACCCCUUAAAGGUGGGCCAGUUGUCUUCGAGGGAUCGCAAACCGGUGCAUAACAAUUGCGUGGACAAGAGAGAUGAUCGAGACAGGGUACUGAAAGUAGGCGAUUGGUCGGAACAUGUAGAGCUCGKCGGAGCUCGUCAGGUAGUUCGAUUAGCGGUCAGUUCGAUCGUCGGGUUCGGUUCGAAGCUCAGCUAGAGCACUUGACCAAUGCGCAGGCAUUUAUAUCCGUAGUUCCAAGUUAAACUGCGGUCGCAAAAGCGGCUCGACCGGUCGCCCCGAGAUGUUUUCGGUGUACAUUUUCUUAAUUAAAUUAUUUCCUUUUUAUGUGUCUCCUCAAGUGUAAAACUAUCAUUUUUGUAUAGCUAACCAAGUCGAGGCUAUCUGUGGGCUUGUUCUUCACAGCAUUCGAUUCGUUCUGGUUGAAUUUUCUGGCUUUUUACCCUUUAUUAUACGAUUCUUUUGAA